CUUAUUACAGGUGGUGAAUUAUUUGUUGGCUUGUACAAUGAUUUCUGGGGAAGAGAUGCCACUUUAUUUAGGAGCACGGGACAUCUUCCACACAUUCGAACAGAGCAUGACGAUGAUAGAAUCCUAAAAGAACCAAAGUUUGUAGGCUCCUAUAUGAUUCCAGAUAAUGAGGACAAAGAGGACAAUAAAAUAUACUUCUUCUACACUGAAAAGGCAAUGGAAGGAGACCAUGGAGCCCAAGCUAUAUAUUCUAGGGUGGGAAGAAUCUGUGCUAAUGACAUUGGGGGCCAGAGAAUGAUGGUAAAUAAAUGGACCACAUUUCUAAAAUCAAGACUGGUUUGCUCAGUGCCCGGACCACAUGGGAUUGACACACACUUUGAUGAACUAGAGGAUGUGUUCUUGUUGCACACCAGAGAUGCUAAAAAUCCUGAGAUAUUUGCUCUGUUUAGCACCACCAGCAAUAUUUUUAAAGGCUAUGCAGUUUGUGUUUACCAUAUGGCUAGCAUUCGUGAAGCAUUUCAUGGCCCAUAUGCCCACAAGGAAGGACCAGAGUAUCAUUGGUCAAUGUAUGAAGGCAGAGUACCUUAUCCAAGGCCUGGCUCGUGUGCAAGCAAGGUAAAUGGAGGUCAUUACGGUACUACCAAGGAUUAUCCAGAUGAGGCUUUACGAUUUGCUAGGAGUCACCCUCUGAUGUAUGAGACCAUUAAACCUGUCCAUAAAAGGCCUAUACUUGUGAAGGCUGAUGGAAAAUACAACUUAAAACAGAUUGCUGUAGACAGAGUGGAGGCAGAGGAUGGUCAAUAUCAUGUUAUGUUUCUAGGAACAGAUAAUGGAAUUGUGUUAAAAGUUAUUACCAUCUACAAUCAGGAAAAAGAAACUUUGGAAGAAGUAAUUCUUGAAGAACUUCGGAUAUUUAAGAAUCAUGAACCUAUAACUGCAAUGGAAAUUUCAGCAAAAAGGCAACAACUGUAUGUUGGAUCUAAAUUUAAUGUAGCUCAAAUAAAGCUCCACCAUUGUGAGAUGUAUGGCACAGCAUGUGCGGACUGCUGUCUGGCUCGUGACCCAUAUUGUGCAUGGGAUGGAAUGUCCUGCUCCAGGUAUUAUCCCCUAGGUACACAUUCCAAAAGACGUUUCAGAAGACAGGAUGUUCGACAUGGCAAUGCAGCUCAGCAAUGUUCAGGGCAACAAUUUAUUGGAGAAUCCUUAGGAAAGACUGAAGAGUAUACAGUAUACGGUGUUGAGCACAACACCAGCUUAUUGGAAUGCAUGCCACGUUCAUUGCAAUCUAAGGUCAUCUGGUUUGUACAGAAAGCACACGAAACAAAGAAGGAGGAGGUGAAAACAGGUGAACGGGUAAUAUUGACAGAUUACGGGCUUCUGUUUCUAAAGCUCCAUAGAACCGAUGCUGGAGUGUAUUUUUGCCAAACUGUUGAGCAUAGUUUUGUUCAUGUAAUCAGAAAAAUGAGUCUGGAGGUUGUGGAGGAAGAACGUGUGGAUGAAAUGUUUAACAAAGACGAAGAUGAAGAGCCAGUAAUCCAAAAAAUGCCUUGUCCUGUGCAGUCCAGUAUUCUCAAACCUCUAAGCCAUGGUACAAAGAAUUUUUGCAGCUCAUUGGAUACAGCAAUUUUCAAAAAGUUGAGGAAUAUUGUGAAAAAGUAUGGUGUACUGAUAAAAGAAGAAAAAAGCUAAAAAACUUCUCCAAGCAAAUGGAAAUAUGUACAGCAACAGGAACGGCGAUCACGUGGAAAAUCAGAUAAUCACCGCAUGCACGGAGCAUACUAGGACCAUAA
Messenger RNA from Staurois parvus, 1790 nucleotides. The record is from the annotation of a GenBank genome assembly. NCBI's taxonomy places the organism in Eukaryota, Metazoa, Chordata, Amphibia, Anura, Ranidae.